This is a messenger RNA of Rhodamnia argentea, 2001 nucleotides long. Its product is annotated as beta-glucuronosyltransferase GlcAT14A. Gene Ontology annotation, cellular component: membrane. Gene Ontology annotation, molecular function: glucuronosyltransferase activity. NCBI's taxonomy places the organism in Eukaryota, Viridiplantae, Streptophyta, Magnoliopsida, Myrtales, Myrtaceae. The record is from RefSeq and is a predicted model, not a curated record. The coding region runs from base 129 to 1442 and encodes 437 amino acids. The transcript has 4 exons.
CUCUCUCCGCAGAGAGAGAGUGACACAAACUGCUGUCUUGUAAGAAAAUCUGUUUUCUUACUGUAAGAACACAAAACGCAUUUUCAAAUCGGAAGACUCGAACGAUCACGGGUUGUUUCGAUCUGACGAUGCAAAACUCACCACCGUCGCCGACAACCGCCGCAACCGCCGCCGCGGCGACUGCCAAGGACCACCAGAACAGAACCACCCUCUUCAUCAUCCUCACCGCCUCCUUCUUCUCUCUCCUCUUCCUCCUCUCUCUCUCCUCCUCCUCCUCCUCCUCCUCCCAACUUUCCUCCCACCCUCCCCGACCCGACCCGUUUCUCUUCCCCAACACUCAGUCCCACCGCACCGUCUUCCCCACCGAUCCCUCCUCCGACGACUCUCCUCCACCCUCCAUCGCCUACUUCAUCUCCGGAUCCGCCGGUCACUCGGGCCGGAUCCUCCGCCUGCUCCACGCCGUCUACCACCCUAAGAACCACUACCUCCUCCACCUCGACCGCUUCGCACCCCAGGCCGACCGCGACGCGCUCGCCCUCACCGUCCAGUCCAGUCCCAUCUUCCGCGCCGCCCAGAACGUCGACGUCCUCGGCAGGGCCGACUUUGCCUACCCGAAGGGGUCGUCCCCGAUCUCCGCCACGCUCCACGGGGCCUCGAUACUGCUCCGGCUCGCUCCGAAUUGGGAUUGGUUGGUUAAUCUCAACGCUCUUGAUUACCCACUGGUUACUCAAGAUGAUCUGCUUCACAUACUGUCCUACUUACCGAGGGAUCUGAAUUUUGUGAACCACACCAGUUACAUUGGAUGGAGAGAGUCCAGGAAGUUGAGACCAAUCAUUGUGGAUCCGGGUCUUUAUCUUUCGGAGAAGACUGACAUGUUCUACGCCAGUCAGAAGCGUGAUUUGCCUGAUGCAUACCAGCUCUUCUCAGGUUCAACCUUUGGAAUUUUAAGCCGCAACUUCAUCGAGCACUGCAUCCUAGGAACUGAUAACCUCCCCAGGACUCUCCUCAUGUAUUUGUCAAACACGCCUUCAUCCCUAUCAAACUACUUCCCCACCAUACUAUGCAAUUCUCACCGAUUCAAUCGUACCGUUGCAAAUACUAACUUACAAUACACUUCUAACAAAUCCAUCAAGGGGGAAUAUCCUGAGCUAGAUUCGAAUGACUUUGACAAUAUGAUAAAGAGUGGAGCGGCCUUUGCCUCCUCAUUCCCAACGGAUGAAUCGGUCCUUGACCGGAUUGACCGAGAGAUUUUGGGGCGCUAUCCCAACAAAGUGGUGCCUGGUGGGUGGUGUUUGGGUGAAUCUAGAAACGACACCUGCUCAAUUUGGGGAGAUGCCGAUGUAUUGAGGCCCGGACCUGGAGCAAGAAGACUGGAGAAGUUUUUGGUCGACUUCUUGUCCAAUGGUACUGUUCUGUCUCAGCAGUGUGUGGUGCUCGAUUGACACAGUCCCACUUGUAGAAGUUGUCGGAAGAACCUUGGGAGCCAAAUUUUUGUGACGGAGAUUCCUCGAUAUGCUGAUUCUUUUUAGCUAGCAGUCAUGGCCAUCGACGUUGGACCAAGAUUGAUGACACCAAUCAACAGAGGCAUAACGAAUUGAAAGGGUGGUUGUAGCCAAACUUAUUUAGCGGGCAAAGGAUUGGUUUUUAUUCUUUGGUGUGAAAUUCCACAUGUUCUGCUGCCACGGCUGACCAGUUCAGCCUGUUAGAGGUGGAUUGCUGUGCAGAUGUUCUGGUCCAAGGAAUGAGGAACACGGUGAGCCACGCUUUGCCAUUAAAAUGCUUAGGCGCCUUGCUUUGAGAGAUUAAAAUUUGGAACAUCCUUGUAAGUUAACGUGAAGCAUUGGAUGAAGAUUGGUUGCUUGCAAGAAUGUGCUCUCUUUUCCACCUGUUGUGCAGUGAGUUUCUCUUUUGGCUUAUCACCGGUAUUUCAUUUGCUGGAUUUAGAAAGAUAGGAUUUUUCUCUUUGAUCUGAUGUCGAUGACAUUGUUGUCAUAUUCUGUU